Messenger RNA from Acytostelium subglobosum LB1, 1992 nucleotides. RefSeq lists its product as hypothetical. Bases 1 to 1992 code for a protein of 663 amino acids. The record is from RefSeq and is a predicted model, not a curated record. The transcript has a single exon. NCBI's taxonomy places the organism in Eukaryota, Evosea, Eumycetozoa, Acytosteliales, Acytosteliaceae.
AUGACAAGGUUAUUAUCUCUUUCAAUUAUUUUAUGCACACUGGUUGUGUCAACUUCGACGAUUGUCCUCUCCACCGCCACACCAUGGCCUACUGCACCACCUGUUCGUGUUUGUGGAAACAAUACAAUCUUGGGUAAAGGUCCAGCCACGGCCCCCACCGGUGCAAUAAUCGUUCCAGCUGGCAACAACACUGGAUUUGAUUGGGAUCGCGCUGGCAAGACAUUCUGGUUCGCACCCGGAGUUCAUCACUUGGCCGACAGCAUCUACUCCCAGAUCAUUCCUGCCUCCAACACUAUCUUUAUCGGUGCACCAGGUGCCAUCCUUGACGGCCGAAACAAGAAUCUUUACGCAUUCACCCAGCGAGCAGGCAACGUUACAAUCCGAUACCUCGAGAUCCGCAACUUUGGCCUGGGUCAGUCAAACAAUGAUGAGGGUGUGGUCAACCAUGAUGCUGGCUGGAACUGGACAGUGGAGUACAACUACCUACAUGACAACGAUGGUGCAGCUCUCUUCCUUGGCUCAAACUCUGUGACACGUUACAACUGUCUCAAGAACAAUGGCCAGUAUGGCUUCAGCUCAGUGGCCCCAGAGGGUAUUUACAAUGUAUUGUUCGAGUACAACGAGGUCGUAGGAAACAAUCAAGACGACUGGGAGUCACUACGCGAGUUCUGUGGAUGUACUGGUGGAGGCAAGUUCUGGGAGGCACAUGGCGUCGUAAUCCAACAUAAUUGGAUACAUCAUAACUUGGGUCCUGGAAUAUGGGCAGACAAUAACAACGCGGACUUUUUGAUUCAGAACAACUACAUUGAGGAGAAUGAUGCCAGUGCCAUUAUGUACGAGGUGAGCUACAACUUCCGUAUUGUCAACAACACAUUCAAACGUAAUGCCCUCAAGAAUGGACGAGCCCGUCAAGACUCCUUCCCAGAGUCCGCCAUCUACUUGUCCGAGUCUGGUGGUGAUGCUCGUGCCUCAUCAAAGUACGUCAUCUCAGACAUUGCCUACAACUUGUUUGAGGACAACUGGGAUGGUGUGACAUUAUGGGAGAAUGCCGAUCGAUUCUGUCGUCCAAACGAGACCUUUGACACAACCAACGGUUGUCCAUUCUUUAACCAAACUUGGGGCACUCGUUACAAGACCCAGAAUGUCAAGAUCCAUCAUAACAACUUCACAUUCAGUCGUGAGCGUGUAAAUUGCACAGUUAGUUAUUGUGGCCGCAAUGCUAUCUUCUCCAACUAUGGUUCAUACCCUGCCAACUCGCCAUACUUGGACGAUGUUAUCAUCAAGGCGAUCAACUUUAAUCAGAACAAUACAUGGUACAACAACACAUAUCUUGGUCAAUGGCACUUCAUGCCAAUGGAUGCCAGCUAUGAUGUCAACACUGCCACCUGGCAGGGCGCCCCAUAUAACCAAGACCGAUUUAGUACCUUCAACGGUUCAUUCACGCCAACACCCACUCCAACUCAAUCCCAGACUCCAACUCCAACGCCAACACAGACCCCAACUCAAACUCCAACGCAGACCCCAACAUCCACACCAUCAGCCAACUUCCUCGAUGUUGAUUCAUCCACCUUGGAGGCGUCCAAGGGCAAGUGGGUCCCAUGGUUCAGCAGCACAGUAGCUCAAUCAACAGAGUCUGCUCACACUGGCACACACAGCUUAAAGGUGACCAUCACCGCUCCAUACUGGGGUGUCGAAGCUAACAACUGGCCAGGAUUCCCAGCUCAGUCCGGAACGAUCAACGUUAGCGCAUGGGUCAAGCUUGCAACUGGAUCAGGCGCAGUCCAGCCCACUGUUACCGUCCAAGCGAUCAACACCAACCAAGACCUUUUGGCAGAGUAUGACCUCAACCUCUACCCAGUGACUGCCACAUGGUCCAAGAAGCAAGGAUCAUUAGUUGCCCCAGCCGGAACAUCGCAUGUAGUCGUCAGAUUCUCUGGUGCUGAUGAUGCCGGAUCAUUCCUCCUUGAUGAUAUUAUCAUUGGCAGGUCAUAG